CACACUGAUCUGCUACCUCCUAGCUGCAUCCGAUCAUCGAGUGAAAAGAAUAUAAUAAUAAAUACGAGAUAGUUUUCACAGUGUUCAUGGGAGAUGACUUUUCGUCGUUUGUGUUUUUUUUAAAGCUAUAUCUGUGCAUAAUAUCAAGGUAAAUUUAUAAUAUAAGAUGUGGGAGGACGAACCUGCACCAUGGGAUAUUGAAGAACCCGCUCCGGAAGCGGGUGCUGAGGGUGCGACAGAAGGUGCAGCCACUGAGGCAGCUGCCACUGAAAAACCAGUCCUGAAAUUGUUAAAACUUGAGCCACCGCAUUACAAUCAUCACUGGGUUCGACCAUUGUUCCUCAAUUAUGCGUAUCUUUACGAUUAUAGGAAGAACUAUUAUGACGAUGUGAUCGACUAUCUCGAUUCGAGGCAGAAAGGUAUAUUUCGCGAGCCACCAAGGCCUCAAGAAUGGGCAGAAAGAGCUCUAAGGACUUAUGAUCAAAAGAAUAUAGACAAAAGUUUCAAGCGAUCGGCCGACAUGAAAUACAUCACUAACAUGAGACUCACGUCUAGACAUUACAGCUACCAUACUCGCGCCUAUUAUAGUCUGAAGUAUCAAAAGAUCCUGUGAAUCUGUCAUUCAUUCUGUUAAAAGCUGUCAAAAGACAAUUAUCAAAAGACAACUGAAAUUUCACAUAUCCACUUAUAUAUCCACUUAUAUAUCCAGUUUUUCAUAUAUAGGAAUUAAUAUUUAUUUUUUGAAAUGUAAUUUAAUACAGAUCUUUUCGACUGUAUUGUUAUUUUGCAAUUCAACAAUUUUUAUUAGGUUCUUUUUUGUAUAAACUAGUGAGAUUAAUAGCAAUUCAGAUAUGAUUGAUAAAAUGAAUAAUGUCUGCCUAUCGCAGCUAAUAUAUUGUAUAUUUACACUAAUUACAUAUGUACCAUUAAAGAUUGGCAUUGUAAAAUA
Messenger RNA from Pogonomyrmex barbatus (red harvester ant), 949 nucleotides. RefSeq names its product flightin (gene fln). The record is from RefSeq and is a predicted model, not a curated record. Lineage: Eukaryota; Metazoa; Arthropoda; Insecta; Hymenoptera; Formicidae.